CCUGAAUCUCGCGAUAAAGGCUUAUUGUCUCGCGGGACCGCGGCUGGCAGACGGGCUUUCAGGCGGCCCUGGCCGGGGAAGAGGAGUUGCAUGUGUCGCUUCAGCUGGCGGUAGUGGCGGGAGCGGAGGCGGCGGGGGUUGUGCGACCGCCUGGGUUUGUGAGAUGGCUGCUGAUAUUUCUGAAUCCGGUGGACACGAUUGCAAAGGAGAGCCGAGGGGCAAUACCAAGUUAGAUGCAGACUACCCACUUCGAGUCCUCUACUGUGGAGUCUGCUCAUUACCAACAGAGUACUGUGAAUAUAUGCCUGAUGUCGCUAAAUGUCGACAGUGGUUAGAGAAGAAUUUUCCAAAUGAGUUUGCAAAACUUACUGUAGAAAAUUCGCCCAAACAAGAAUCUGGAAUUAGUGAGGGUCAAGGCACAGCAGGGGAAGAAGAAGAGAAGAAAAAGCAGAAGAGAGGUGGAAGGGGUCAAAUAAAGCAAAAAAAGAAGACUGUACCACAAAAGGUUACGAUAGCCAAAAUUCCCAGAGCAAAGAAGAAAUAUGUAACAAGAGUAUGUGGCCUUGCAACUUUUGAAAUUGAUCUAAAAGAAGCACAAAGAUUUUUUGCUCAAAAAUUCUCCUGUGGUGCCUCAGUGACAGGAGAGGAUGAAAUCAUCAUUCAGGGAGACUUUACAGAUGACAUAAUUGAUGUCAUUCAGGAAAAAUGGCCAGAGGUGGAUGAUGAUAGCAUCGAAGAUCUUGGAGAAGUAAAGAAGUGAUUUUGAAAAUUUGUCUCUAUUUAAUGAUUUGAACUGAGAGUUGAUAUGGCCAAAGGGAGAGAGGCCUUUUAAAAAUAUAUAUAUUUAUCCUACAGUAAAACUGUAGACUACCCUCACCCUUGGCAUUUUCACUGUUCUGUAUAAGGCUGCUUGUUUUUUUUAUUGCCAAAGUCUAAUAAACAGGGGAGACUGUCAUGCUUAUGCAUGAAAUAGAAUUUAGUCAAAUAAAAAUUUUUGGUCAUUUGGUA
Messenger RNA from Acinonyx jubatus (cheetah), 1008 nucleotides. RefSeq names its product density regulated re-initiation and release factor (gene DENR). Gene Ontology annotation, molecular function: mRNA binding; translation initiation factor activity. Gene Ontology annotation, biological process: formation of translation preinitiation complex; translation reinitiation. The record is from RefSeq and is a predicted model, not a curated record. NCBI's taxonomy places the organism in Eukaryota, Metazoa, Chordata, Mammalia, Carnivora, Felidae. The coding region runs from base 164 to 760 and encodes 198 amino acids. The transcript is spliced from 8 exons.